AUGGGUCUGAAGCCUCUCGCUUUUACCGCGGCCUUCGUUGCCCUCGCCACCCAGCCCUGGCUGUCAGCUGCUGUCGAGCUCCAACUCAACGUGACGGCCUACACGUUCGGUCUCGUAGAGUCGGACGCCACGGCUGUCUACUACUCCGAGUCACAGCCCUUGCUCAUCAGCAACGAUGGUGGUGCCUCGACCGGUGGCUUUCACACCUGGGACCUCGAUGGCGAUGCACCUCUGCAAGCACUAAAGAGCGUGAACACCGGCAGGACCAAGCUUGUGGCGACUGUCCAUGAUGUUGGCGGCAGAGAUAUUCUCGUUUCAAUCCCAGCGACUACCUCCAUCCUCAGUGCGUACGAACUUCCGUCUCUGAAGGAGCUCGAUGAUGCCCGUUUCGUCGCUCUCGGCGAUUGGUCAGCCUUGUGCUCCUGGAAGGCUCCCAGCGCCAACAACUACGUCUUCCUCUUUGGCAAGAGCUCAGGUCACCAGUACUUGGUCCGCGAAGCUGGAGAGUCUGUUGAAUUUGUGGAGGUCCAAUCCUUUGACGUCCCCACGGAGUUCGCCGGAUGCGCGGUCUCUAGCAAGCAAUCCAAGUUGAUCCUCACACCGAAUGACGGUGACGAAAUUCACCAAAUCGAUCUUGCUGAAUCGACUUCUACCCCUGGGCUCUCUGUCCUUGGUAAGACCGAGGACACAGCUACAGGCAUAGCCGUAUACACAUCUCAGGGGACUGACGCCGAUUAUCUCUUUAUCGCGCAGGAGGGCACUGUUGCUGUCUACCGCUAUCCAUUUGAACUUGUCGGUACACUGGCCCUGACGGGUCUCGAGGACAUUGAGGUCGAAGGCAUCAGCCUUUACCAGGCCACCACCUCCAAGUACCCCCUUGGCGCGCUAGGCUUUGCGGCCGAGGCCGACAAUUUUGAAGGUUUCGGCCUCAGUUCGCUCGAAAACAUCUGGGAAGGCCUCGGUGUUGAGCCCAACACCGAGUAUGAUCCACGAGCUCUUCUCGGCUGUCGGAAGCGGGAUCCCAUCUGCGACGCUUGUUCCAAUAACGGUUUCUGCACAACAAAUUCUACUGCGUGCACUUGUUUCUCAGGCUUUGCCGGCACCGGCUGCAGCGACUUCACAUGCCAAGAUAAUUGCUCUGGUCGUGGAACCUGCGUCGGCCCCAACGUUUGCCAAUGUGAGAAGGGCUGGGGUGGUCUGCACUGCUCCUUCCUGCUCAUCGAGCCGGCCUUUGAGACGGAAGCGAACGGCAACGAUGGUGACGAUCCAGCCAUUUGGAUAUCCCCUGAAUCUCCCGAAAAAUCCCGCAUCAUCACAACGACCAAGUCUGAGACUGGUGCUGGCUUGGGAGUCUUCGACCUGGAAGGCAAGCUCCUUCAAAUCUUCCCCGCUGGCCAGCCAAACAAUGUUGAUGUCAUAUACAACUUCAACCUUGGCAACAGAACCGUUGACCUCGCUUACGCAGCAUGCCGUGCUGAUGAUACCCUCUGUUUGUUUGAGAUCACGGCCGAUGGUGUCCUGAAGGACAUAGCUGGUAGCAGCCAGACCGCCAAGGUUGAGGACGGCCUGUACGGUUCGUGUGUCUACCGCUCCCGCCAGACUGGCAAGCAAUAUCUCUUUGUCAAUGAAAAAACGGCACGGUACAUGCAAUACGAGCUCACUGCUUCUGCCAAUGGAACCCUCGAGACGACACUUGUGCGGGAGUUCCAGGGCGGCUCGGGCGGUCAGGUCGAAGGGUGUGUCUCUGAUGAAGAAAAUGGGUGGGUAUGGAUCGGCGAGGAACCAUCAGCACUCUGGCGAUAUGAUGCGGAACCGGACUCGGAACCGACCGGCAUCCGUGUCGCAUACGUCGGCGACGGUCUUCUCUGGGGUGAUGUCGAAGGCGUCACCUUGGUAUUCGGCAAGACGCGAGAAGAAGGCUACCUUUUCGUAUCUGCCCAGGGUGUCAGCGCCUACAAUGUCUAUCGCCGCGCCAGCCCCCACGAGUACGUCAUGACUUUCACCCUCGUUGACUCGGCGGACGGCCAGAUCGACCACGUUUCGAACACCGACAGUCUUGCCGCUGUUGGCGCCAACUUGGGCCCAGGCUUUCCUCACGGUCUGCUCGUUGUGCACGAUGACACGAAUGAGCUGCCAGGUGGAGGAGCCGAUGUCCAAGCCAGUUAUAAGGUUGUUGGCCUGGAUAAAAUCCUCGGCGCAGAGCCGUUUAAGGGGCUGAAUCUACUUGACGGCAUCGACCCAAACUGGGAUCCUCGGGCUUGA
Messenger RNA from Verticillium alfalfae VaMs.102, 2262 nucleotides. Its product is annotated as 3-phytase. The transcript is spliced from 3 exons. The record is from RefSeq and is a predicted model, not a curated record. The coding region runs from base 1 to 2262 and encodes 753 amino acids. Gene Ontology annotation, molecular function: inositol hexakisphosphate 3-phosphatase activity. Lineage: Eukaryota; Fungi; Ascomycota; Sordariomycetes; Glomerellales; Plectosphaerellaceae.